Messenger RNA from Loa loa (African eye worm), 1544 nucleotides. RefSeq lists its product as hypothetical. Gene Ontology annotation, cellular component: phagophore assembly site. The coding region runs from base 19 to 762 and encodes 247 amino acids. The record is from RefSeq and is a predicted model, not a curated record. NCBI's taxonomy places the organism in Eukaryota, Metazoa, Nematoda, Chromadorea, Rhabditida, Onchocercidae. The transcript has 7 exons. Gene Ontology annotation, biological process: autophagosome assembly; autophagy.
CAUUUUUCAGAUUCUCGUAUGAAUGCACGCAAUCAUCAGUUCCAGUUAACUGUUGAUGAACAUCAAGUACGAGAUGCAAUCUCAACAAUCUUCCAUACUAUCCUUUUGCAUAGGAGCGUGCCUAAAAUGCAUUAUACUAGUGAAAUAAACUUUCAACUCGGGUCUAUUGGUGUUGAGGAAGUGGAUUGUAACACUUUGAAUUUAAGCUAUGUACGUGUAAAUAGUCCAAAACUGGUUUCAUGCUUGCAUGAGGAAAUUGAUUCUUUCGUGCAGUGCGUAUGGCAUUCCAUUGAAAGUGUUACCGCACCUCGAUUCUAUUCUCCACCACCAGUAUCACUGCUCACUCAUUAUGGGACUCCACUUCUGAAUGCUAAGAUUGAUUUAGAAUUCUACCAAAAAAAGAAACGGUCGUGGCCGCUAUCAGAUUAUGAACUCCCAUGGGAAAUUUGGCAAAUGCAACUUGGUGUGGUUAGAAUCAAAGAACGGGAAUACUGGGAAAGAAUGCGUGAAGAGGUGGCGGAUUCGGUAUCAGAGAUUGUGCUGAAGGCAUGCUCACUGAUUAGUCGACCUCAAUACAUGCCACAAAUGCCUACACGGUCGGAAGUGACGAGUAUUUUUAAUACAAGUUUUCUUGAAUGUCAACCGUACCUUUUCAGAAUAGUCAAACAUCCUCUUGAUUCGGGUCAAAAUACGGAAAGCACCUUAAUGACGAUUGGUGCAUCUGCGGUCAAGAAAAUGUUGAGAGAUACGUUCUUGUCGUAAAAUCUUGGAAAUAUUUCACGAUUCGCCAAUAUUUUAUAGUCCAUAAAUCUCUGUAAAUAAUCCUAAAUUUAUGUGGUCUUUACUUAUGUUAUUGUACAUUAACUUUGCACAAGGUUUUUCGCUCGACUUUUUGAUACUCGUUGUAAAUAACUACUGUUUGUUUUAGGUUUGAAAGCUGCUAUCUUUGUUUUACUGCUAUCUGUGUCUCUACGUAUGUGUGCUUUUUUUAUUUUUUUUUUGAUGAAGUUAAAUCCACUGUAUUAUUACUUAGUAAAGUCAAAGCUUUUUUUAGUUUUCCGGUGAGUUUUAUUUUAUAGUGAAUGAGUGCUAACUGUUACACGUUCUGGGAUUAGCUUACAGAUUCGAAAUACUGUCAUAUGCACUCGGCAACAACUUUGAUGAAUCUUUGGAUAUGAACUCAUGGAAACGCAUUUCACGUUAUGUGCUUUAGCUCGGUGCACUGGUUUCUCGUUGCAGCAUGUUUUUUUCUUUCACCGCUCAGCUUUGUAAAUAUCAUUUUUAGAGAUACUGCUUCUCAUGGAAUGAAAUUUUUUUUGCAAGAUGAGAUUUAUCUUUCAGUUUUGAUUUACACAAGUAAGCGUGAACUUGUCCGAUCGUUCCUUCCUGAUAGCACUUUUGCUGCGUCAUGUAAUUCUUGAAUUGAAAAAGAAAAACUUGUUACUCAUGGUUCAUACAUCUAUAUUCUUGUGCAUGACUGAAAUAGAACUUUGUGUUGUAUAUUCAGUUUUGCUUUUGCCAGGAAUCCAAGUCAAAUGUUUGUC